AUGGGUGUAGGCGCUGCAGCAUUGGUGUUGACAAAGCCACCCGAAAGUGUGCAGCGACUGCUUCGUGCUUUGCACUUGGGGGUGUUGGUUCUUCAUGAGAGCGAAGUGGCAAAAUCACUAGCCGACGCAGUGGUGCUGGCGAUACAGUGGAGCAAUAUUCUGAGCCGAGGUGACUUGGAAGACACGUUGGUGGAACGUCUGCUCAGCUGCAUUCUAAGUACUAAAGACGACAAGAAGGAGCAAGGCACACUGCGUUUUUUUGUCGAUCAGGGCGCCUUGUCGUUGCUACUACAGUACACAGCUUGGACAAGACCAACAGAUACCACAGUGCUGCAACAGCUAAUGCUUUGUAUGAGCAAACUACUAAAUGUGGCCUUCGAAGAAGAACGAGUGGAUUUGGAGCUGCCAGUUAUAGCACUUGCACGAGCUCUUGGCCACUUCAUUCACCAAAACGACAGUGCCGUGAUUAGCGUUGGCAUGCUGCAAUUAUGCGAAGCUUUGAUGAAAAUACAGCAACUAGCUCACCGAAAACUGGAGGAUGGAGUGGAUGCAUCUCGAACUUUGAUGGUUCACCAAUCUUAUCUGGCCGACUCUGAUACCUCCAACGUUUCCGAAAGCUGUGCCACGCUGGUAGAAUUGUGUUCUCCAGAGAUGCCGGACUCGAUAAAAAGUGUUGGUCUGUGGGCACUUAAUGCACUCGCACAAGCGGUAAAUCGAGAGAAUUCGGGUAGCCUUCAAGUGCAACAGCUACAUGCAGCUUUGGAUCCCACAUUUGCCACCAUAAUUAUGGCACUUCCACGAGAUAGAGACGGUCUAAGCAUGCAAUUACAAGCUGCUAUGGUGACGAAUAGUCUAGUUAAUAUUGCUCGGCACAACGCGGCUGCAGCGACACGUGACACGUAUAAAUUGUGGAUGGAGCAAAUUUGUUACUGGUCGGAAACGGAGCUAACCGAAGAGCCUGGCGCCACUGAACAAACGUGGAAUCGAAGAAAAGCGGGUCAUGUAGUUCAUAGCGAGAAAGAAAUAACAAAGGGGCUACGACAAUCACAGAGCUUACAGCUUCAACUGAUAAGCUCACAGUGCAUGCGCACGCUGACAGCGUCUCCAUGGAGCCGGCGGUACAUCUGUGAGUCUUUGAAGACACGAGCAGCAUUGUUCGAAUUAUCUCGUCGGAUCCAUGAAAGACAAAAGACAAUCAGGAUUUCUGGCGAUGAGGAUUUAGCGAGGGUGAUGGAAGGCAUUCAGCGGCACGUAUCGUGGACAUUUCGGAAUAUGUGCACAGGAUUUCAGAGCGGCGCGAUAGCGCUCAGUUGUUUGUUCGAUACGUCCUGGACGGCAUCGUUGCUGCAGUCACGUCAACUUCUGCCAAUGUCACGAAUUUUUCGCGGGGUGUAUGAUCUGACAGACUUGCCUAUAAUCGGUGCUGAAGAGUAUGAUGCUAGUAUUGAAUAUGGAUGGGUUGAUAUCUUGACGGCAUGGACCGCCAGCACGGACCGCCAAGUUCGUGAGAAUGCUAUUACCAGUCUAGUAUUUCUAGCUGAGCAGCACCAGCCAUAUCGUCCAAAUCUGUUGUGUCAGGAUAUGGAGGCGGUCAGCAAUAAACAAGAGCACAUUCUUCAAGCCUGGCUCACAAAUAUGCUACAGCGUAUUCGUUCACUUUCGGGUGGCGAGCUCCUCGCAGUGAAGCAAAUGGAAGAGAUUGCUCACAUCUCAGAAGAAUUGACCCCGGGGAACGAGCAAAUUCUGUUCAACCCUGCAGUUGUUGACGCUGGCACGUCAGCUCUAGCAGUAUUGGCUGAGCACCACCACGCUGAGUUAGUGCAGCAAGGUGUUGUUCCUCUAGUGGCUCUGCUCGCUACAACUAGUGCUUCCACACCUGCGCAGCAUACACAGUGUGCACGUGUGUUGGCGAACUUAGUUGCUACGUAUUGUCUCGAAAUUGACCCACGAAGCUCAGCGCUCUCCAUCGAUCCUGCUCUGAAUGGUGCUCGAAGCGACCACGUCGACAUUGCCAAGCUGCUUAGGCAGACGGCUUCCGGCCGGCACAUCUUACGUAGUAUGUAUCGCUGGCGCGAGUGUGAUGACCCAAUGCAGCGUUCGAACUACUUUCGCGUUGUACAGAAUCUCCGUGCUUACAAAGAAGUAUUAACUACUGGUCAUUUGGUGAUGGACGUGUACUGUGAAGGCGUACACCCGAUCGUCCCUCAAAGUGAAAUUGACUCAACGGAUCAAUGCAUGGACGGUGAAGGUGCUACCCCGCUGAUCGACGUUGUGUUUGUGCAUGGCCUACGGGGACAUCCGUUUGGAACGUGGCGCACCGAUAUGGGUCACGAAGCAGACGAAAGCAACGACGUUUGGCCAGCUGUGCUACUUGCAAAGGACUUGCUGCGCGAGCGCGUACCCGCACGAUUAGUGACACUAGGCUACGAGGCUGGUAUGGUGAGCUGGUCAAGUCCGUGGCCUUCGCUUACUUUGCAAGAGCGCGCACGCGUCAUGCUUUCAGCUCUUUAUGCUGCUAAUAUUGGACGCGACCGUCGCCAUCCGGAGGGACCAGCUCGCCCCAUUGUCUUCGUAACCCAUUCGAUGGGUGGCUUGUUGGCCAAAAUGAUGCUACUACUAGAGCGUGAGCAGUGCGAUCUAUCAGGAGUGGCAGACAGCACCAAAGGAGUGAUCUUUCUUGCUGUUCCACAUUUUGGCUCGGAAUUAGCAAAAGGCGUGCGGUCCGAGUCUGUUCGUAAGUUAAUUCAGACGCAUCCAGCCAUCGAAGACCUCGGAGCGGACCCCAGUGGACGUCUUAAGAAAUUAAACGAUAACUUCAAGACGCUGGGCAUCGACUGUUUAAGUGUGGGCGAAGAGCAGGCUUCGCCAAUAGCUCUUGGCCUCUCCGCUGUCGUCGUAAAGCCUCGUUCGGCUGAUCCAGGCAUCGGUCGCUUUUACGUACUACCUGGGUCUGACCACAUGACAAUUUGUAAAGUCAAAAGCCGUAACGAGCUGCUCUACCAGGACAUUCUACAAUACAUCGUUCAGCAUGCCGCCGUAGACGACAAACCUCGCUAA
This is a messenger RNA of Peronospora matthiolae, 3057 nucleotides long. Lineage: Eukaryota; Oomycota; Peronosporomycetes; Peronosporales; Peronosporaceae. The record is from the annotation of a GenBank genome assembly.